UCGUUUAUGUCCAAGCACCCACAAAAACUGCUUUUUUUUUUUUUCAUUGUCUUGUUCCGAUAAACAUCAACACUGGAUCCGCACCGUCUCACGCUUUCCACCGAAUGGGCAUCUCUCAAUCCUCUCCUUCCGACGCUUCCAUCCACCAAUUCACUGUCAAGGAUUGCAGUGGAAAGGAUGUGGAGCUGGGGAUUUAUAGGGGAAAGGUUCUUCUUGUUGUGAAUGUUGCUUCAAAAUGCGGGUUCACUGAUAAAAAUUACACCCAAUUGACCACGCUUUACAACAAGUACAAGGACAAUGAUUUUGAGAUUUUAGCAUUUCCAUGCAAUCAAUUCUUGCGACAAGAGCCUGGUUCUAGCAAUGAGGCGAAGGAAUUUGCUUGCACAAGAUAUAAGGCAGAAUAUCCGAUAUUCCAAAAGGUCAAAGUAAAUGGCCCUAGCACUGCACCGAUAUACAAAUUUCUCAAGGCCAGCAAACCCGGGUUUCUAGGUUCCAGAAUCAAGUGGAACUUCACCAAGUUUUUAGUUAAUAAGGAAGGUAAAGUCAUUGGGCGGUAUGGGACUUCAACUCCACCAUUGUCGAUUGAGAGAGACAUCCAGAAAGCGCUUGCUGAAGACAUAUAGUAUUCUGCUGUUUUGUGUGAAUUAUCUGCACAGAGAAUCUAUAGUUCUUUUUCUUGGUUCGUUUGUGUUUUGUCGAUUGGUUCAAUCUGUAGAUAACCAAACUUUUCGACAAUGUCCAGGUUGCUGGUAGUGUUAAUUUUCUGUGUAUGGCCCGGUCCGGUCUGGUCCUGUUUUCUGAGUUUUGAUAAGCCAAUGCAUAAUGUCCUUAAGUGAUGCAACUUUCUAUAAGAGAAAUUUCAGUUGAGCUGAUAGUAUAAAUCUUGGUUUAUUUGAA
Dioscorea cayenensis subsp. rotundata (Guinea yam) is the source of this 897-nucleotide messenger RNA. RefSeq names its product probable glutathione peroxidase 5. Gene Ontology annotation, molecular function: glutathione peroxidase activity. The transcript has 6 exons. Gene Ontology annotation, biological process: response to oxidative stress. The coding region runs from base 105 to 623 and encodes 172 amino acids. NCBI's taxonomy places the organism in Eukaryota, Viridiplantae, Streptophyta, Magnoliopsida, Dioscoreales, Dioscoreaceae. The record is from RefSeq and is a predicted model, not a curated record.